UUGAGUCUGAUUGAGUGAACGUUCAGCUACCGAUAGUAUGCGUCUACCCAGUUUUACCUAAUGAUGAAAUAUGCUUGUAUUGAGACAAUUUCGUCAAAUCUGACUUUUCACUUUUCACUUAACUCUAAAGUACCACUAGAUACUUCAACCAGUGGUACUUUUAUAUCUCAUUUUCAGGGGCGAAAGCACUGGUCUUAACAAAUCGAUUUACAAACUGAAGGUCGCUCUUUUAUUCCGCGUAGCAUACCAUCUCAUUUCAUCUCAUCAGAAAUGGAGGAAGAUCGGGCGCAAACCGAUCUAGGCAUCGCCGCAGACAUCGAAGAGGCCCAUGCGCCACCCCCAGCAGCACCCUCAUCAACACUAAAACAGCCCAAGAAAAGAUUCAUAGGGCGAAGAGCCGCCGCAGCCGGUGCCUCGCGGGCUAGCAACGAUGGCAGCCCCCUAACACCAGAAAGCGGCGCCGUGCAAGCAGCACCCCCGCGGCGCGCCCCCCGGCUGCUCAACCAAGUACCCCCGGAGAUCCUCAACGACCCGGAGCUGCAAGCGGCCAUCUCCCUCCUCCCGGCAAACUACUCCUUCGAGAUCCCAAAAACAAUCCACCGGAUCCGUUCCUCGGGAGCGAAGCGCGUAGCCCUACAAAUGCCGGAAGGGCUCCUCAUGUUCGCGACGACAAUCUCAGACAUACUAACGCAAUUCUGCGCGGGAGUAGAGACGCUGAUCAUGGGGGACGUAACCUACGGCGCGUGCUGCAUCGACGACUACACGGCGCGGGCGCUGGGGUGCGACCUGCUCGUGCACUACGCGCACAGCUGCCUGAUCCCCGUCGACGUGACGCAGAUCCGGGUCCUGUACGUCUUCGUCGACAUCGGCGUCGACGCGUCCCAUCUCCUCGCCACGCUCGAGCGCGGCUUCGCGCCCCCGAAGCGGGUCGCCCUCGUCGGCACCAUCCAGUUCAACGCCACGAUCCACGGCGCGCGCGCCGCGCUCGAGAGGGCCGGCUUCGGCGUCCUCGUCCCGCAGAUCGCGCCCUUGUCUAAAGGCGAGAUUUUGGGGUGCACGUCCCCGCGGCUGUCGGAUGAUGAAAACGUCGAUUUCAUCUUGUAUCUUGGAGAUGGCCGUUUUCACCUCGAGAGCAUUAUGAUUCAUAACCCGGCCAUCCCGGCGUAUAGGUACGAUCCAUACUCGCGCAAGCUGACGCGCGAGACGUACGGGCACGAGGAGAUGCAGAGCCUGCGCCGCGAGGCCAUCGCCACGGCUAAGAAGGCUAAGAAAUGGGGUUUGAUACUCGGAUCGCUGGGCCGCCAGGGAAACCCGCAUACCAUGGCGCUCAUCGAGAAGAAGCUGGAGGAAUUAGGUAUCCCAUACGUGAACUUGCUGCUCAGUGAGAUAUUCCCCGGGAAGCUGGCUAUGAUGGCUGAUGUAGGGUGCUGGGUCCAAGUCGCGUGCCCGCGUCUGAGCAUAGACUGGGGGUAUGCGUUUCCGCGGCCGUUGUUGACGCCUUACGAGGCGCUGGUUGCGCUGAAUGAGCGCAAGGACUGGAAGGAGAGCGGCGUGUAUCCUAUGGAUUAUUAUGCUAGGGAAGGUCUGGGACGGACGAGGGAGGUAAAGGUUUCUAGUUGAAAGCUCGAUAUAACAAUAUAAACGUAAAGUGAAGAACCAAAUGUCAUUUACCUACUACUUAUUUAAAGGCCCCUUUCAUUUACGGAGGCGAGAGAACAUGAUAUUUCUGAGUCUCGUCAUAAGUAUGUGGUAGAGAAAUGCUUGUUUAAAAGCC
Molecule: messenger RNA, 1774 nt
Organism: Annulohypoxylon truncatum
Lineage: Eukaryota; Fungi; Ascomycota; Sordariomycetes; Xylariales; Hypoxylaceae
Product: putative diphthamide synthesis protein-domain-containing protein
Exons: 1
Coding region: 271-1620 (449 amino acids)
Biological process (GO): protein histidyl modification to diphthamide
Molecular function (GO): 2-(3-amino-3-carboxypropyl)histidine synthase activity
Source: RefSeq, a predicted model, not a curated record